Molecule: messenger RNA, 258 nt
Organism: Colletotrichum aenigma
Lineage: Eukaryota; Fungi; Ascomycota; Sordariomycetes; Glomerellales; Glomerellaceae
Exons: 3
Coding region: 1-258 (85 amino acids)
Source: RefSeq, a predicted model, not a curated record
AUGAAGUUCCCUACUUUCAUCGCCGCCACCAUCCUCCUCGGCCUGGGCGCCAACGCGUCUGCCGUCCCCGACACCGACGCAGCGAUGGCCGCCGGCAUUGGUGGAAAUAAGCACUACGGCAAAUGCCUCGCCGGCCCGAAUCAGUGUGUAAUCAACCAGAAGCACGGAGAGCAAAGAAUUGACUGCAGGAAACCGUGUUCAAGAGAUGGUGCGCGCUGCAGAGAGGGACGUGUUCGUCACCAGGCGCAUUGCUGGUGA